UUCAAAGACCCGUUACUCCUCUCCUUCCUCCUUCCACCACCAAAGGCCUUGUCACUUCCUCUCUAGUGUCUCCUACCUCGCCCACUGGAGAAAAAUUGCAACUGUUCUCCAAAGGGCUACAAGGAUCUCAUAGCAAGCAUGAACACGAGCGAGAUCACAAGUACCGCUGUGUGUGAGAUACAGGAGGUAAAGGAGGAGCCGAGAGCCUCUGAGCCCCGGGAAGCGGUGCCGCCGAGCCCGGGGAUGGCCGUGGAUGGCGACAAGGUGUACGUGGCAGUGGGGGAGAGUAGUUCAAGCAUGGAUGCACUCUUAUGGGCGUUGAGGCCUGAUGUCGCCAAGCCUCGCUCCGUCUGCCUUAUACAUGUCCACCCUGAGGUCCAUUAUAUUCCAACUCCAUUAGGAAUAUUUCCAAAGCACCAACUCAAUGACAGACAGGUGGAGAGGUUCACGCAGCAAGAGAAGACCAAGAUACAAGAAAUGUUGCAGAAGUACCUCAACUCAUGCCAAAGUUCUAAGGUGGAGGCAGAUACGCAUCUUAUUGAGAGUGAUCAGAUUGUAAAGGCUAUUGUUGGUCUUAUUCCAGUACUCAACAUUAAAAGGUUGAUCGUCGGUGCCACAAAAGCUAAUUUAAGAAGAGGGCGGAGAAACAGCAAAGCAGCACAAAUACAUAAAAAUGCACCUGACUACUGCGAAGUCGAGAUCAUAUGCGACGGGAGAGAAGUUAAACCUCCUUCGCCGAUAGCAUUAUCCUCACCACGUCCUGUUACUGCAGACAGACAGAACCACGCUGUUGGAAUGCACAUAUUGCUUAACAGAAGAGCACCAUUGAGACAGUGCAGGCCUCCGGCGACGUGGAGUCCAGAUCGAUGUGCUCAAUCUGGGUCGGGUGGUGACCGCCGGUAUGGAGGUGCAAAGAAAACGCCGAGGAGGAGGAUCAGACUUGCUUCCUACUGUCCUCAAUUUUUUGUUUACUAAGUUCUUUCUUUCAUCACUUGAAAAAACCUAUAAGACUUGCUUGAUAUUUUCUAGAGGGGCAUACAGUAGAACAAAAAAAAUUUAUACGUAGCAAGGACAGCGAUAAGCAAAUGAAGAUUUCGUUUCUCACAUCCUGUGAGAAAAUCUAAUUCCUGUUAUGAUGUAUACAUAAUAGUUAAUAUAUAAGUACCAUUGUGCU
Molecule: messenger RNA, 1174 nt
Organism: Elaeis guineensis (African oil palm)
Lineage: Eukaryota; Viridiplantae; Streptophyta; Magnoliopsida; Arecales; Arecaceae
Product: U-box domain-containing protein 33
Source: RefSeq, a predicted model, not a curated record